GCGGGGCGGGGCGGCGCGGGGGCACUUCCUGCCGCCGCCAUUUUGUCGGCGCACGGGGAGGAGGAAGCGGCGGCUCCUGCGCGGCGGCAGCGCCCGGGCCCGGCCCCGCGAUCUUUCUUUCCGUAGUAGCUCCGAACAUGAAGGUCCGAGGCUGCGGCUGGUGAAGAGGAACCCAACGCCCGCAGGGUCAACUCCGAUUCCAGAUACGGUGUCUGAGGGCAUUUGUGCCUGGAGCCACGGAGGAUUCCAUGGAGAAGCCAGGCGACCUCUGACUCGGCAGCGGAUCGGGGCAGUUCCACGGCCAUGUAUCCUACCAGGGUAUCCGGUGAGGAAUGCAAUGGGAUCAAUAGCAUGUCGGCGGAGAGCGGCCCUGGAACGCGACUGAGGAAUCUGCCGGUGAUGGCGGAUGGACUGGAGGCCACUCAGAUGUCUACGACGCAGUCCCAGGCUCAACCCCAACAAGGCAGCGCUGUCGGCGUGAACCCACCACCGCCGGAGACCUCCAACCCCAACAAACCCAAGCGCCAGACCAACCAGUUGCAGUAUCUGCUCAAGGUGGUGCUGAAGACGCUGUGGAAGCACCAGUUUGCGUGGCCUUUCCAGCAGCCCGUGGACGCCGUUAAGCUGAACCUCCCUGAUUAUUAUAAGAUAAUUAAAACCCCGAUGGACAUGGGAACAAUAAAGAAACGUUUGGAGAACAACUACUACUGGAACGCUCAAGAGUGCAUCCAGGACUUCAACACCAUGUUUACAAACUGCUACAUCUACAACAAGCCAGGAGAUGACAUUGUCUUAAUGGCUGAAGCUCUGGAGAAGCUUUUCCUGCAGAAGAUCUCCGAGAUGACCCAAGAGGAGACGGAAAUCGUCAUCGCGCAGACCAAGGGGAGAGGCCGCGCCAGGAAGGAAGCAGCAGUGACGUCCAAGCCGGGCUCUUCCACGGUCCCCAACGCCACUCAGGCCUCGUCGCCGGCGCCGCCGCAAGCGCCGCAGCAGAACCUCCAGUCGGCGCAGACGCCUCAUCCCUUCCCUCCCGUCACCCCCGACCUCAUCGUCCAGACGCCCAUCAUGACGGUGGUGCCUCCUCAGCCUCCGGCGCCGCCGCCUCCUGCUCCUCAGGCCCCCGCCCCACCAGCCCCGGCUCCCCAACCCAUCCAAGCGCACCCUCCCGUCAUCCCGACGCCCGCCCAGCCGGUCAAGACAAAGAAAGGGGUGAAGAGGAAAGCGGAUACGACGACGCCAACCACCAUCGACCCCAUCCACGAAUCCUCAUCGCUUCCCACCGAACCCAAAUCCACCAAAUUGGGACCUCGUCGGGAAAGCAGUCGCCCGGUGAAACCUCCAAAGAAGGACGUUCCCGAUUCCCAACAACACACGGUGGAAAAAAGCAGUAAAAUAUCCGAGCAGUUAAAAUACUGCAGCGGAAUCAUCAAAGAGAUGUUCGCCAAGAAACACGCGGCCUACGCUUGGCCCUUCUACAAACCUGUGGACGUGGAAGCUCUGGGACUGCACGAUUAUUGCGAUAUCAUCAAACACCCCAUGGAUCUGAGCACCAUCAAAUCCAAACUGGAGAACCGGGAAUACCGAGACGCUCAGGAAUUUGCCGCCGACGUCCGGUUGAUGUUCUCCAACUGCUACAAAUACAACCCCGCCGACCACGAGGUGGUGGCCAUGGCGCGGAAGCUUCAGGACGUCUUCGAGAUGCGCUUUGCCAAGAUGCCGGAUGAGCCGGAAGAACCUGUCAUCCCAGCUUCUUCUCCCGUGGUGGUCCCACCUCCAACCAAGGUGGCUCCUCCGUCCUCCAGCGACAGCAGCAGCGACAGCUCCUCCGACAGCGACAGCUCCUCCGACGACUCCGAGGAGGAGCGAGCUCAGCGCUUAGCAGAGCUCCAGGAACAGCUGAAGGCGGUCCACGAGCAGUUGGCCGCUCUGUCCCAACCGCAGCAGAACAAACCAAAGAAGAAGGAGAAGGACAAAAAGGAGAAGAAGAAGGAGAAGCACAAAAAGAAAGAAGAGCUGGAAGACGCCAAGAAGAGCAAAGCCAAGGAACCGCCCCCCAAGAAGGUCAAGAAGAGCAACAGCAACACCAGUGCCUCCAGCAAGAAGGAACCGGUGGCGGUGAAGAACAACAAACCCGCUCCGGCCUACGAAUCCGAGGAGGAGGAGAAAUGCAAACCCAUGUCCUACGAGGAGAAGAGACAACUCAGCUUGGACAUUAACAAACUCCCCGGGGAGAAGUUGGGGCGCGUUGUCCACAUCAUCCAAUCGCGAGAACCUUCCCUCAAAAACUCCAACCCCGACGAGAUCGAGAUCGAUUUUGAGACGCUGAAGCCAUCCACGCUGCGGGAGUUGGAACGUUACGUCACCUCGUGCCUCAGGAAGAAGAGGAAACCACCAGCGGAGAAGGUGGACGUCAUCGCCGGUUCCUCCAAGAUGAAGGGCUUCUCCUCCUCCGAGUCCGAGAGCAGCAGCGAGUCCAGCUCCUCCGACAGCGAGGAGUCGGAAUCAGAAAUGGCACCGAAACUAAAGAAAAAAGGCCACUCGGGGCGAGAGCAGAAGAAGCAUCACCAUCACCACCACCAACCGGCGCAGCCGCCGCCCCCGCAGCCUCUCCCGCCGCAGCCGCAGCCGCAGCAGCCCCCUCCGCCCCCGCCGCCGCCACAGCCGUUACCGCCGCAGCCGUUACCGCCCCAGCAGCCGCCGCCGCCUCCGCCCGUCCCUCAACAAGCUCCUCCACCCAUGAAGUCUUCUCCUCCGCCUUUCGUCCCCACCCAAGUCCCCGUCUUGGAGCACCCGUUGCCGGGGACCAUGUUUGACACCAUGACGCAUUUCACCCAACCCAUCCUGCAUCUGCCGCAGCCGGAGCUGCCGCCUCAUCUCCCGCAGCCGCCCGAGCACAGCACUCCCCCCCACCUCAACCAGCAUGUGGUGUCUCCUCCAGCUUUGCACAACGCUCUUCCUCAGCAGCCUUCGAGGCCCAGUAACCGCGCGGCGGCGCUGCCCCCGAAGCCGUCGCGGCCGCCCGCCGUCUCGCCGGCGCUCAGCCAACAGCCCCUCCUCCCGCAACCCCCUCUGCCGCAACCGCCGCAGGUCCUCCUGGAGGACGAAGAACCUGCGGCGCCGCCGCCGCCGCCGCCGCCUCCUCCUCCUCACCACAAUCUGCCUCUGAGCACCAACCAGAUGCAGCUCUACCUGCAGCAGCUGCAGAAGGUGCAGCCACAGACUCCGCUUCUCCCUUCAGUGAAGGUCCAGGCGCCGCCGCAGCCCCCGCUGCAGCCGCCGCCGCCGCCGCCGCAUCCCGCCGUGCAGCAGCUGCAGCACCAGGCGCCGCCGCGGCCCAUGCACAUGCCACCCAUGUCCUUCCCGGCCCACCUCCCGCCGAGCCAAGCGCCGCCGCCGCCGCCGCCGCAGCAACAACAUCCGCCCCCGCAGCCGCCGCCGCCGCCGCCGCCGCCGGCCAAACCGCAGCAGGUCAUCCAGCACCACCCCUCGCCGCGGCACCACAAGCCCGACCCCUACGCCACCGGUCACUUGAGGGAAGCCCCUUCCCCUCUCAUGAUGCAUUCCCCACAGAUGCCGCAGUUCCAGGCUUUGGUCCAUCAGUCGCCACCUCAACAAUCUCUCCAGCCAAAAAAACAGGAGAUGAGAGCCGCCUCCGUCGUCCAAUCGCAGCCGCUGGUGGGGAAGGAGGAGAAGAUGCAUUCGCCCGUCAUCCGCAACGAGACCUUCAGCCCUCCGCUGCGACAGGAGCCACCGAAGCACCAGGAGAACAUCAAAGCCCCCGCGCACAUCCCCCAGAGGACGGAGAUGAAGCCCAUGGAGGGAGGACGUCCGGUGAUCAGACCCCCCGAGCAGAACCCCCCACCGCCCGGCGUCCAGGAGAAAGAGCGGCAGAAACAGGAGCCCAAAACCCCCGUUGCCCCAAAAAAGGACCUGAAGAUCAAGAACAUGGGUUCCUGGGCGAGUUUGGUCCAGAAACAUCCCACCACUCCGUCGUCCACGGCCAAAUCGUCCAGCGACAGCUUUGAGCAGUUCAAGAGGGCGGCGCGGGAGAAGGAGGAGCGCGAGAAGGCCCUGAAGGCGCAGGCGGAGCAGGUGGAGAGGGAGAAGGAGCGCCUGAGGCGGGAGCAGGAGAGGAUGAGGAGCCGGGAGGACGAGGAGGCGCUGGAGGCGGCGCGCCGCGUGCACGAGGAGGUUCGGCGGCGUCAGGAGCAGCAGCAGCAGCAACAGGCGGCGGCGGCGGCGGCGGCGGCGGCACCGCAAGCGCAGAGCUCCCAACCUCAGGCGUCCCAAUCCAUGUUGGAUCAGCAGCGGGAGAUGGCCCGGAAGCGGGAGCAGGAGCGGAGGCGCCGGGAAGCGAUGGCGGCGACGAUCGACAUGAAUUUCCAGAGCGAUUUGCUGGCGAUUUUUGAGGAGAACCUCUUCUGACGGCUCCGGAGGGAUUUGGGGCCGAUUCCGCGGGAUUUGGAGCCGAUUCUGCGGGAUUUGGGGCCCAUUCCGUGGGGUUCGGGGCUGUUUCCGCGGGAUUUCGGGGGGUCGAUCCCGUGGGAUUUGGAGCCGUUCCCGCUUGGACUCCGAAGUACCACAAAAUUUCUCCUUUCUUUCCCUUUUCCCAGCGGAAAAAAAUGAAAAAACAAAACAAAAACCAACAAA
This is a messenger RNA of Cuculus canorus (common cuckoo), 4650 nucleotides long. It is a transcript of the gene BRD4, whose product is annotated as bromodomain containing 4. Gene Ontology annotation, cellular component: nucleus; chromatin. Gene Ontology annotation, biological process: positive regulation of transcription elongation by RNA polymerase II; chromatin remodeling. The record is from RefSeq and is a predicted model, not a curated record. The coding region runs from base 304 to 4425 and encodes 1373 amino acids. The transcript has 22 exons. NCBI's taxonomy places the organism in Eukaryota, Metazoa, Chordata, Aves, Cuculiformes, Cuculidae.